This is a messenger RNA of Kogia breviceps (pygmy sperm whale), 1023 nucleotides long. Lineage: Eukaryota; Metazoa; Chordata; Mammalia; Artiodactyla; Physeteridae. The record is from RefSeq and is a predicted model, not a curated record.
ACCACUGCGCCACCAGGGAAGCCCAAGGUGGGGCUUUUGAAUCUACACUUUGUUUCUUCAUUUUCCUUUCGUAACCCCCACCCCUUCCGCCCUUCACACUGCAUUGUGGGAGAAAUCCUUGCCUCAAUCUUUCAACUCUCGCAUACGCUCUUCUUCCGUAGCAUCCGUCCGUUUCCGCGUGGGUUGCGCCCUCUCGCCCUCUGCGCUUCUUCGUGGCUCUACCCCAGACGUCGGGCCGCCGAGACUGGGAGCGAGCGCGCAGGCGCAGCCGGCAUCCAACCAGGAGCCCAACCGUUGGCUUGGCCCUGGCCUCACUCUGCAGCCAUGGGGGCGUCAAGGCAGUUCCUGUGCUCCGUGAUCAUGGGUGUCCCAGGCUCCGGCAAGAGCACCCUGGCGCUGCACAUCAUCAAACACUUCCAGCUGAAGAAGUUCUCCAGCGGGGAUGUGCUCCGAGACAACAUGCUGAGGGACACAGAAAUUGGUGUGCUGGCCAACAUUUUCAUGGCCCAGGGGAAGCUCAUCCCAGACGACCUCAUGACUCGGCUGAUCCUCCAGGAACUGAAAAAUUUCACCCAGUAUAACUGGCUGUUGUGUGGUUUCCCCAGGACACUUACACAGGCUGAAGCCCUGGAUAGAGUUUAUCAGGUACACCUGGUGAUGAACCUAAACGUGCCCUUUGAGGUCAUCCGGCAACGCCUCACAGCUCACUGGAUUCAUCCAGCCAGUGGCCGCGUCUACAACCUCGAAUUUAACCCUCCCAAAGCAGUCGACGUGGAUGAUGUGACUGGAGAGGCUCUCAUUCAGCGUGUGGAUGAUAAACCAGAAACACUUAUCAAGAGAAUGAAGGUUUACGAAGACCAAACAAAACCGGUCCUGGAAUAUUUCGAGAAAAAGGGAGUGUUGGAAACAUUUUCUGGAACAGAAACCAAUCAGAUCUGGCCCUGUAUGCAUGCUUUCCUGCAAACAGAAGUCCCACAGAGACACCAAAAAACUCAAUUACCCCACGAGGAAAAAUCCUUGUGA